AUGUCUGAGAGUGGCCACGUCCAGAUGGGCUCUCCCAGCGAUACACCCAUCUCUCAGCUUUCAAUGACGAAGCUCGAUAUCCUUCCCACAAUAGGGGAGGAUAACAUACAAGCGCUGCUGGAGGAACACGGCCUUGAAUAUACCCCUGAUGGCGAGCAUAUACGCUGGCUAGCUUCGAACCCGAGUCACCCACGCAAAUGGCCUAUGUUGCGCAAGAUUUAUGACAGUGGUUUGAUUAUUAUCUUGGAUCUUUUCACAACGGCCGUGAGUACGGCAGGAAGCGCAGCUGCUGAUCACGCACGACACGAGUUCGGCCUUAGCCGAACCCUGGCUGUCUUCUUGUUCGUUUCAGUGUAUCUCAUAGGCCAAGGAAUAGGAGGAAUCAUAUUCCCGCCUUACUCGGAGUCUUUUGGCCGCAAGAAGCUGUAUAUCAUCAGCACUGGGCUAUACAGCCUGUUUUGCCUUAUGGUUGGGCUGUCCCCCUCCGUAGCUGGAGCUAUAGUGGGCCGGUUCUUCUCCGGAUUCUUAUCUGCUAUCCCGACUAUUGUUGUGGCAGGAAGUAUCGAGGAUAUUUUCAACUCCAAAGAUCGCAUCUGGCUGAUUUUCCUGUGGGCAAUGGUGGCUAACAUGGGUCUGAUCCUUGGACCCAUCAUGAGCAUCUACAUUAUUGAUGCUUUGGACUGGCGAUGGGUCUUCCAUAUAUCCGCUAUUUUUACUGCAGUAAUCACCGUUCUCCUGUUAGGGAUUCGCGAAUCUAGGCCAUCAUUGCUCCUUGCCCAGGAGGUGGCCAAAUUGCGAAAAUUAACCGGUAUCAGCACAUUGAAAGCUCUGAACCCUGACCAUGCCCCAGACAUGAAGACCUUUGUUCGGAUAGCUCUUUUCCGGCCCCUCAAGUUAUUCUUCACGGAACCCAUCGUCUUCAUGGUUGCCACAAUCAGUGCUGUAGCAUUUGCGCUUAUUUAUCUGUUCACAGAGGCUCUGCCCCCGAUAUACGAGGACCUUGGAUUCUCUAGCGCCAACUCGUCUCUUCCUUUCCUCGCAAUCGGCAUCGGCCUGAUCAGUGGAGUUCUUACCCGUAUCUUUGAUCAUAAAACUAUCACCAGAUACCAGAGAGAAGGCAAGCCAUUGCAGCCAGAACAUAAGCUUGUUGGAUUCUCCAUUGGCGCCCCUGUUCUGGCAGUCGGCCUGUGGUGGUUUGCUUGGACUAUUCCACCGCGAGUUCUAGGGGUCCACUGGGUGGUAUCUGCUAUAUCCCUGGUGCUGAUCGGUUAUGCUUUAAAUGAAUUCGACGCCGUUUUAGCCGGAUACCUAGCCGACAGCUACUUGAGCUAUUCGGCGAGUGGGUUUGCUGCCCUAUCUCUCGUGCGUUCCACACUUUCUGCUGUGUUCCCACUGUUUGCCGGGCGGAUGUACGAGGUAUUGGGCGCAAAUCUAGCCACUUCUAUUCUUGCAGCUUUAGCUACUGCCUUCUGCAUCAUUCCGCCCCUGUUCACCCGGUACGGACCACGGAUCCGGGCACGCAGUAAGUUUGCACGGUAUAGUUUGCAGGUGUAUCUGGAGAACGGAGUCGACAAGGACGGGUACUAG
Molecule: messenger RNA, 1587 nt
Organism: Nannizzia gypsea CBS 118893
Lineage: Eukaryota; Fungi; Ascomycota; Eurotiomycetes; Onygenales; Arthrodermataceae
Exons: 5
Coding region: 1-1587 (528 amino acids)
Biological process (GO): transmembrane transport
Molecular function (GO): transmembrane transporter activity
Source: RefSeq, a predicted model, not a curated record